Messenger RNA from Myzus persicae (green peach aphid), 1763 nucleotides. RefSeq names its product histone-lysine N-methyltransferase setd3-like. Gene Ontology annotation, molecular function: histone H3K4 methyltransferase activity; protein binding; transcription coactivator activity. The transcript has 8 exons. Gene Ontology annotation, biological process: positive regulation of transcription by RNA polymerase II; actin modification; peptidyl-lysine trimethylation. The record is from RefSeq and is a predicted model, not a curated record. Lineage: Eukaryota; Metazoa; Arthropoda; Insecta; Hemiptera; Aphididae. The coding region runs from base 1 to 1392 and encodes 463 amino acids.
AUGGAAAAGAAGGUCAAAAACACUAGUCAAAAGAAGAACCUUGCUAAAAUGCAAACCAUGAAGUUAAACGAUUGCAAAGCAGUCAUAUUAAAGCUGGUGGACGAAUUACUUGAUGCAACAAGUAUGAUGUCCAAUUCCCCAUCAAUCAAAGAACAAUGGUCCAUACAUUUGGUGAUUGUCAACCUAUUAUCUAAGAUUAAUCAGUUUGAAGCAGAGUUUGAAUUGAAGCCCUUAUCCCAGAGAAAUGAUCAAUCCAUUGAGAAAUUGACUAAAUGGGCCACUAAAAACGGUGCUAUUCUUAAUGGAGUAGAAAUUCAUCAAUUUGAAAACUACUCAUAUGGCAUGAAAGCUAAUAAAAAUAUCGCUGUUGGUGAUAAGCUUGUGACCGUACCUAGGGCAUUGAUGAUGACUGAAGAAAAUAUACCAUCUUCUCCACUAUGGAAAUUACACUCGCAAGACAUGAUGCUGCGUAAUAUGCCAAACGUGGCUCUGGCAAUAUUCAUUUUGGUUGAAUCUUUGCGGAAAGAUAAGAAAAGUUUUUGGCAUUCAUAUUUAACUACCUUGCCAGUGACAUACUCAACACCAGUAUAUUUUGAUGUAGCUGAUUUAGAAGCUUUGAAAGGAUCACCUGCAUUUGAAGCAGCACUGAAACUUAAUAGAAAUAUAGCUCGACAAUAUGCAUACUUCAAAAAACUGUUUCAGCUUUCCAAUGAUCCAGCUAGUGUAAUAUUAAAAGAUACAUUUACUUAUGAGUAUUAUAGGUGGGCAGUAUCAACGUUAAUGUCACGUCAAAAUACAGUUCCCAGCUCAGAUAACCCGUCCGAAAAUGUCAGUGCACUCAUACCACUUUGGGACAUGUUCAAUCACCGCAGCGGAAGACUGUCGACCGAUUUCGUCAAGUCGAGCAACGUGUGCGUGUGCUACGCGGACGGCGACUACGCGGCGGACGAGCAAGUUUACAUAUUCUACGGAGUGCGGACCAACGCGGAUUUCUUGGUGCACAACGGGUUCGUGUACCCGGACAACGAACACGACGCCGUGAAGAUACGGCUGGGCGUCUCCCGGUCUGACCCGCUCUACUCGCUCCGGUACCGCCUGCUCCAGACGCUCUCGCUGCCCGCCCUCGCCGAGUUCUACCUCACGCCCGGCCCGUUUCCGGUCGACGGAAAGCUCCUCGCGUUCGUCCGCAUCUUCAACAUGGACCAAAAAACCUUGGACGAUUGGAUACAAAUGGAAGAGAAACAUUGCCUGAACUUAACAUUACUAGACGGUACUCUCGAUCCUGCCCUCGAGACCAAGUGCUGGGAAUUUCUGCAAGUCAGGAUAAAUUUGUUGAUAAAGCAGUAUCCAGCACCACCGGAAAAUACGGUUUGUCUUUUUAAUUUUAAUUAAUAUCAAUAACAUAAAUACAUAAUGUUCAGUGUUUUUUAACCGUAAGAAAUUUGGAUUUGUAAUACAUAUUUAUAAUUAUAUAUACUAUAGGUAUAGGUUACACACUAUACUUAGAUGGAUUAGGCUACAUGCACAAUGCACAUAGAUGGAUUUAGCCACUUUGGGUGGGUACAGCUAGACAGCAUCCCCAGCACGCGAUCUCGAUCAACUUUCAGUUAGGGAAGCUCCGGCGAGCUACUAAAAUAAUUAAAAAUUAUAAUUCUUAAACUUCGAAUUUCAGUUUAAUUCGAUCGUAUAUUUUUACCUUUUCACUUUAAAAAACGGUUGCGUAUCGCACAAUUCUUUAGAAGUACAGGAUAAUGUUAUCGCCA